CAAUGUCAAUCCUUGGCCAUAAAAACUAUAACAGCUGCCCAAAGCCGAAAUUAAAUAAACUCCUCAGAAAUACAGGUGUACAUAUACCUAUGGCCGUGCCUAUAUGGAACCAAGUUUUUUACCAAGACUUGCCUUUGAGGCAUUGAAAGAAGCAGAAACUGUUUACAAGGAGAAAGGUUCAUUUCCUGAUGAUGUCUGGGAGAAUUUGCAUUCAUUUUUUGGAGAGAAUUUGAUACUAGCAACAGAAUUGCUUGAGAAAUGUAGACUGGUGGAGUACAUAGCGGACAAUCAUUCUAGAAGCAUUUUCAAAAUUGUUGGUAAACAUGAACAAUACACCAUCUAUGACAAUAUCAACUUCUGCCAGUGUGAAGUUUUUCGAAUACAAGUUCUCGAAUCUAGAAAUAGUGUGACAUGUAAACACAUAUUGGCUCUCAAAUUAGGCCAAAUAACUGAUAAGAUAAUCAGAGAAACUGUGACUGGUUCUCAGUUGGUUGAUUUUUUGAAUGAGCAAUUGAAUAUAAUGGAGGAAAAUAAACAAUGAACAUAUA
Molecule: messenger RNA, 548 nt
Organism: Phaedon cochleariae (mustard beetle)
Lineage: Eukaryota; Metazoa; Arthropoda; Insecta; Coleoptera; Chrysomelidae
Source: the annotation of a GenBank genome assembly